UGUGUACAGGAGGAAUCAUGAAGUGCCUCGUUGCUGUUUUGGUCUGUGUGGUGCUCGCUGAGGGAAUCAAUGUCCCUCUGACGAGGCACAAGUCUAUGCGUGAGUCCCUGAGAGAGAAAGGGAUCGAGCUGCCUUACCAGGACCCCGCUAUCAAGUACAGGCCUGAGUUCGCUACCGCUGCCUACAUGUACAUCAACAACUACGCUGAUACCACCUACUAUGGAGCCAUCAGCAUUGGAACACCCCCCCAGUCCUUCCAGGUGCUGUUUGACACCGGCUCGUCCAAUCUGUGGGUGAACUCCGUCUACUGUAACACUCAGGCCUGCAACACACACAAAAAGUUCAACCCCCAGCAGUCCUCCACCUUCACUGCCAAAGGUCAAUCUUUCUACCUGCCCUAUGGAGCUGGAAGCCUCUAUGGAACCUUUGGAUAUGACACUUUCGCUGUUUCCAACAUUGUGAUCCCUAAACAAGAGGUUGGUCUGAGCACAAACGAGCCUGGUCGGACCUUUGCGGUGGCCAAGUUUGAUGGCAUCCUUGGCCUGGCCUACCCAUCUAUCUCUGCUGGGGGAGAGACCCCUGUCAUGGACAACAUGAUUACUCACAAACUGCUGGAUGCCAACUUAUUUGCUUUCUACCUUUCCAGGGAUGGAAGAGAGGGCAGCGUGCUGUCUUUCGGAACAGUGGAUACCAGCAUGUACCGGGGUGACAUCUACUGGACCCCUGUCACCUCUGAGAGCUACUGGCAGAUUGGCGUUGAAGGCUUCCAGAUCAAUGGUCAGGAGACCGGCUGGUGCUCCCGAGGAUGCCAGUCCGUUGUGGAUACUGGAACCUCCAUGCUGACAGCCCCAGGCCAGUUCAUGUCUGGCAUCAUGCAAGCCAUUGGAGCCCAAGAGAACGACAAUGGAAUGUUCAUGGUGGACUGCAACCAGGUCAACAACAUGCCAACUUUCUACUUUGUCCUCAGCGGUGUUCCCUUGCCUCUGUCUCCUUCUGCUUACAUCAUUCAGUAUUACCAGAAUGGACAAGAGUACUGCUACGUGGGAAUCACCCCCACCUACCUGCCCUCUAGUGAGCCUCUGUGGAUCUUUGGAGAUGUGUUCCUCAGAGAGUACUACUCCGUCUACGACCGCACCAACAACCGUGUUGGCUUCGCUGCAGCUGUCUAAGCGUCA
Molecule: messenger RNA, 1175 nt
Organism: Thunnus maccoyii (southern bluefin tuna)
Lineage: Eukaryota; Metazoa; Chordata; Actinopteri; Scombriformes; Scombridae
Product: gastricsin-like
Exons: 9
Coding region: 18-1169 (383 amino acids)
Biological process (GO): proteolysis
Molecular function (GO): aspartic-type endopeptidase activity
Source: RefSeq, a predicted model, not a curated record